AUGAAGGCUAUUUCACUUUGGCUUGUAACAUGCACAGCUGUUUCUAGUGCCCUUCUCUUCCAUCCAGAAAAACACAGUGAAGAAGAUGCAAAGCUUGUACAGAACUACUUGAAUAAAUUCUAUGCUGUUGAGCCAGAUCCAAAUCAACUUGGAUGGAAAAUAAAUGCUGAAUCCGCAGCUGAAAAACUUCAGAAAAUGCAACAAUUUUUUGGUUUGAAAGUGACUGGAAAACUGGAUAAUGAGAUAUUGGAAAUGAUGAAGAAACCUAGGUGUGGAGUUCCCGAUGUAGGUCUCUAUGGUUUCACUCUGCCUGGAUGGAAAAAAAACAAACUGACAUACAGAAUUGUGAACUACACACCAGAUAUGAGCAAGGAGGAUGUGGAUAAAGCAGUUGAGAAGGCAUUUAAAGUGUGGAGUGCUGUCACCCCACUGAUUUUCACUCGCAUCCAUAUGGGAAUAGCAGAUAUAAUGAUUGCUUUUGGGAAAAAAGUUCAUGGACAUUGCCCUCGCUAUUUUGAUGGACCCCUUGGAGUUCUUGCUCAUGCCUUUCCACCUGGCACUGGUUUAGGUGGUGAUGUACACUUUGACGAGGAUGAAGACUGGACCACAGGCUCAGCUGGGUUCAACUUGUUCCUUGUUGCUGCUCAUGAGUUUGGUCAUGCCUUGGGUCUCUCCCAUUCUAAUGAUCAGAGGGCUCUCAUGUUCCCCAAUUAUGCCUACAUCAGCCCCAGUGAAUUUCCCCUCUCUCCAGAUGAUAUAAGUGGCAUUCAGUCAAUUUAUGGAUCCCCACCAAAUGCCCCAGAUAAAAGGCCGACCACCCCUACCUCACCUAAAAUCUGUGCCUCCCAGAUGUCUUUUGAUGCUGUAACUACACUCCGACAAGAAGUCAUUUUUCUAAAGGGCAGGCACUUAUGGAGGGUAUAUCCCGAUAACUCAGAAGCUGAACGUGAAUUAAUUUCUGCCUUCUGGCCAAAUCUGCCUCCUGGUAUUGAAGCUGCAUAUGAGAACACAAAAGAUCAGAUCCUACUUUUCAAAGGCAACAAAUUCUGGGUUAUCAGCGGAUAUCAGGUGUUGCUUGGUUAUCCAAAGAAUAUCAACACACUGGGCUUUCCUAAAGGUGUCAAGAAAGUUGAUGCAGCUGUUUGUAAUAAAAAUACAGGGAAGACAGACUUUUUCACAGGUGACAAGUACUGGAGGUUUGAUGAAAACAGCCAGUCCAUGGAGAAGGGUUUUCCUAGACUGACAAUCGAUGAAUUUCCAGGAAUUAGUCAGAGGGUUGAUGCUGUUUUUCAACAGAAAGGAUUAUUCUACUUCUUCCAUGGAUCAAAACAAUGGGAGUUUGACCCUAUUGCUAAAAAAGUUAUCAGAGAAAUGAAGAGUAACAGCUGGUUUCACUGUUAGCAUCAUUAAACUUUCUUACAUUCACUGAAAGACAAUAACUACCAUUCCAUAGAUCUCAGAAAUUGGUUGCA
This is a messenger RNA of Passer montanus (Eurasian tree sparrow), 1472 nucleotides long. RefSeq names its product matrix metalloproteinase-27-like. Gene Ontology annotation, biological process: proteolysis; extracellular matrix organization; collagen catabolic process. The record is from RefSeq and is a predicted model, not a curated record. Gene Ontology annotation, molecular function: zinc ion binding; metalloendopeptidase activity. Lineage: Eukaryota; Metazoa; Chordata; Aves; Passeriformes; Passeridae. The transcript is spliced from 10 exons. Bases 1 to 1401 code for a protein of 466 amino acids. Gene Ontology annotation, cellular component: extracellular matrix.